Morone saxatilis (striped sea-bass) is the source of this 684-nucleotide messenger RNA. RefSeq names its product jumonji domain containing 7 (gene jmjd7). The coding region runs from base 98 to 592 and encodes 164 amino acids. Lineage: Eukaryota; Metazoa; Chordata; Actinopteri; Moronidae. Gene Ontology annotation, molecular function: 2-oxoglutarate-dependent dioxygenase activity. The record is from RefSeq and is a predicted model, not a curated record. The transcript is spliced from 6 exons.
GGAGGCCCGUGGAGUAUUCUACGUACAGAAGCAGUGCUCCAACCUCCUGGAUGAACUCCCGGAGCUCACAGACGACAUAGAGUCUCACAUUUCCUGGAUGAGCGCCGCGCUCGGAAAGUUACCAGAUGCGGUGAAUUUUUGGCUUGGAGAGUCAAGUGCCGUCACUUCCAUGCACAAAGAUCACUAUGAGAAUCUGUUCUGUGUGAUUUCUGGAGAGAAAAACUUCAUCCUGCUGCCGCCCACAGACCGACCCUUCAUCCCCUACGGUGAAUAUCAGCCAGCUGUUUACCGUCAGCGGGAAGACGGUGAGUUUGAGGUUGUCGAUCAGAGUGACUCUGAGAAGGUCCCAUGGAUCCCUCUGGACCCUCUGGACCCAGACCUGGAGCUGUACCCGCAGUACCGGAGAGCUCGGCCGCUCCACUGCAGCGUGAAGGCCGGAGAGAUGCUGUACCUGCCGUCGCUGUGGUUCCACCACGUCCAGCAGUCACACGGCUGCAUCGCAGUGAAUUUCUGGUACGACAUGGAGUACGACAUCAAGUACAACUACUACCAGCUGCUGGAGGCGCUAUCUGAGGUCACAGCGCCAACGUGACGUCAUCAGGGCGGCUGUGUGACGUCACUGGGUGUUUGAAAAGAACACCUGUCCGCCAGGUGAACAAACAAUAAAGACACUGAAUGAGUGAA